AUGGGAGAGGGAGGCGAAUUCCCGCCAAAAAAGGAGGUUCCAGAAGAGUCUGAUAUUCCGACAAAGAAGUCGGCGAGGCAACUCGACUUCACUGGUGGCUCCGGCUCCGAUGCGGAGCACUCACAGUCUAAUAAAGCUCCGCCUGCGUCCAUCUCCUCAACGGCAGCGACUGUGGUGAAUCCGAUUCCACCGUCACAAUCUCAUCCCCAAAUCAGACUCCCGAAGCUCGAGCCAAGGCCUGUGGUGGAAGCUAGAGAUGGAACUCCUCAGAAGAAAAAACACUGUAACUGUAAACACUCACGGUGCUUGAAGCUGUACUGUGAAUGCUUUGCAUCCGGCGCCUACUGUGAUGGUUGCAACUGUGUGAAUUGUUUCAACAACGUUGACAACGAACCGGCGAGACGAGAGGCGGUUGAAUCAACUCUGGAACGGAAUCCAAAUGCUUUCAGGCCUAAGAUCGCUAGCACUCCACAAGGCGCACGAGAUAACAGUGAGGAGGUUGUGAUGUUAGGGAAACACCACAAAGGCUGCCACUGCAAGAAAUCGGGAUGCCUUAAGAAGUAUUGUGAGUGCUUUCAGGCAAACAUUCUUUGCUCAGACAACUGCAAAUGCUUGGGUUGCAAAAACUUUGAAGGAAGUGAAGACAGAAAAGCUCUCUUUCACGGUGAGCAUUCCCACGGCGUGGCUUAUCUCCAACACGCAAAUGCUGCCAUAACUGGAGCUGUAGGUUCCUCUGGCUUUGCAUCUUCUCCAGCUCCUAAGAGAAAGAAAGCUCAGGACAUUUUCUUCACACAAGCAGCCAAAGAUUCAUCUACUCAUACGCUUGGCCAGGCAAAUAGUGGAAGAGCGACAUCUUCGAAACCUGUUCCUCGUCGCGGAGGAGGCCCAUCCAAAGUUACAUAUAGGUCUCUCUUGGCAGACAUAGUUCAACCACAAGAUGUGAAAGCACUUUGUUCUGUUCUGGUUUCUGUAGCUGGGGAAGCAGCCAAGACAUCAUCAACAGAAGAACGGUUGCAAGAUGAGACGGAAACUUGCUUAGCUUCUUCUGCGGAAGAACAAGGACAAGGCAAUGAUAAAUGUAGCGACGUAGAGAAAGCUACGAGCGGAAAUGAAGCUGAUAAAUCUGGUCCAGAGGAAUCCAAAUCAUAUGGCUCAGAAAGCAGAGACCUGUCUCCAGAAACUUUAGCAUUGAUGUGUGAUGAACAGGACACUAUGUUAAUGGUUGCAGCUUCAUCUAAUUGUUUGGUGGAGACCACCUCGAAGAUGCCAAACGGGCAAGACCAGGUUUAUGCAGAGCAGGAGAGAGUAGUAUUAACCAAGUUCCGUGACUGCCUUAACCGAAUAAUCUCAUACGGAGAAUUAAAAGAAUCACAAUGUUCUUUGUCAAGGAUGGAUCUAGACUCACCUGUACAAGCAGCUGUGAAAAUCGAGCCAGUGUUUCAACAAGGAGCAGUCGCAAAUGGAGUUUCACAAACCACAAAACAACAAACAGACUCAGUUUCAUCAAGCUCAAGCUUUUUGUCUGAGAAGAAAGACCUAUGA
Molecule: messenger RNA, 1542 nt
Organism: Thlaspi arvense
Lineage: Eukaryota; Viridiplantae; Streptophyta; Magnoliopsida; Brassicales; Brassicaceae
Source: the annotation of a GenBank genome assembly